ACCUCAGGCUUCUCUCUUUCUCUCUCGCGCAGCCAUUCCCAUUUUCACUCUCCCAAAACCCCAACACAAAAAGCGCCACCGCCGCCAUGGCCUCGAUCGCACGACUGAGGUCCGCAGUUCCGCCGCUGAAGGCCUUCCUCCGCCCUGAGCGCGGGUUCGGAUCGGCGGCCGCGGUCCAGUGCCACUACUACGACGACGACGACGACGACGUGGAAGAGGAGUGCGCGCCACGUGGCAUGCUGGACGCGCAGGGUUGCACGCCCGAGCGCGGAGUGCAGUGGGUGAUGAUAGGAGAGCCCGGCGCCAAGAGGCACCUCUUCGCUCAGAGACUCUCGAAGCUUCUAGAAGUUCCUCACAUUUCCAUGGCCACGCUCCUCAGCCAGGACCUCAACCCUCGCUCCUCCCUCUACCAGCAGAUAGCACAUUCCUUGGAUCAUGGAAAACUUGUCCCUGAGGAUAUUAUUUUUGGGCUACUAUCGAAGAGAUUGGAGGAUGGAUACUCGAGAGGCGAAACUGGGUUCAUUCUUGAUGGAUUCCCUCGAACAAGGAUUCAAGCUGAGAUUCUUGACCACAUUGCUCAUGUUGAUCUGGUGGUGAAUUUCAAAUGUUCAGAAGAGGAGUUAAUGAAAAAGAAUCUAGGAACUCGAAAAUUUAAUGCUUACCAAGAAUAUAUUCUUAUGACUAGCUCCAGGUCAACAAAACAAUUGCAGGAUGAUCAUGACCAAAGUCAUGCAGAGGAGUGCAAGCUGUUGGAAGAUUACUACAGGAAGCAGAAGAAGCUUCUUAACUUUGAAGUAGCAGGUGGGCAUGGAGAAACCUGGAAGGGACUUCUGGCAGCACUACAUCUUCAGCAUAUUAAUGCUCUUAGUUCUUCACAGAAGUUAACUGCGUGAAGAAGGGCCACAACUGCGUGAAGGGUUUAUCUUCAAUGGCAUCAAUCCAUUGUCGGCAUUCUAGUAUAUGUGAAUAUGAGAGCUACAAUUUCGUAGAAAUUGUGUCGGUGUCUAAAUCGUUGAUUGUUUUGCAAAAUUUUGAGAAUGCUAGUUUGUUCUGUAGUACAACCGUCCAAGUAUGAAUGAAUCAAUACGUAUUGUAUGGUCCUAAAUCCCUAUAGGUAUUGUCUUUUUUUGUUCAAUGGCCCCAAUAUAGUCUCUUUUCUAGUUAGUUUUUCCUGGUCUCAGAAUCAUGUUAUAGGAACCAUGUGAUGUUGUAAAAGAUUAAAAAGUUACCAAAAAUUUUCUGCCAGGUUUCUGUGGCUAUCUUAAAUAUCAUAUAUUAUUUCUUUUGGUGAA
Molecule: messenger RNA, 1292 nt
Organism: Glycine soja
Lineage: Eukaryota; Viridiplantae; Streptophyta; Magnoliopsida; Fabales; Fabaceae
Product: probable adenylate kinase 7, mitochondrial
Exons: 4
Coding region: 87-893 (268 amino acids)
Biological process (GO): nucleobase-containing compound metabolic process
Cellular component (GO): mitochondrion; cytoplasm
Molecular function (GO): AMP kinase activity; ATP binding
Source: RefSeq, a predicted model, not a curated record